CUUUCUGCCUGUGGACGUUGCCGAGUGAGCAUCGUGAGUUUGUCUCCUUCAGUUGCCACCAUGUCAAAAUCUGAGUCUCCCAAGGAGCCAGAACAGCUGCAGAAGCUCUUCAUUGGAGGCUUGAGCUUUGAAACAACAGAUGAGAGUCUGAGAAGCCAAUUUGAGCAAUGGGGAACUCUCACAGACUGCGUGGUUAUGAGAGACCCAAACACCAAGCGCUCCAGAGGUUUUGAUUUUGUCACAUACGCCACCGUGGAGAAGGUGGAUGCUGCCAUGAAUGCAAGGCCACACAAGGUGGGUGGGAGAGUUGUGGAACCAAAGAGAGCUGUCUCUAGAGAAGAUUCUCAACGACCUGGUGCCCAUUUAACUGUGAAAAAGAUUUUUGUUGGUGGCAUUAAAGAAGACACUGAAGAACACCACCUAAAAGAUUAUUUUGAACAGUAUGGGAAAAUUGAAGUUAUUGAAAUCAUGACUGAUCAGGGCAGUGGCAAAAAGAGAGGCUUUGCUUUUGUAACCUUUGAUGACCAUGAUUCUGUUGACAAGAUUGUCAUUCAGAAAUACCAUACCGUGAAUGGCCACAACUGUGAAGUGAGGAAAGCCUUAUCAAAGCAAGAGAUGACUAGUGCCUCAUCCAGCCAAAGAGGACGAAGUGGUUCUGGAAACUUUGGUGGUGGCCAUGGAGGUGGCUUUGGUGGAAAUGACAACUUCAGCUGUGGAGGAAACUUUAGUGGUCAAGGUGGCUUCAGUGGCAACCGAGGUGGUGGCGGAUAUGGUGGCAGUGGGGAUGGCUACAAUGGAUUUGGCAAUGAUGGAAGCAAUUUUGGAGGUGGUGGAAGCUACAAUGAUUUUGGCAAUUACAAUAACCAGUCCUCCAAUUUUGGACCUAUGAAAGGAGGAAACUUUGGAGGCCGAAGCUCUGGCCCAUAUGGUGGUGGCGGUCAAUACUUCGUCAAACCACGAAACCAACGUGGAUAUGGUGGCUCCAGCAGCAGCAGUAGCUAUGGCAGCGCCAGAAGGCUUUAAUUGCCAGGAAACAAAGCUUAGCAGGAGAGGAGAGCCAGAGAAGUGACAGGGAAGCUACAGGUUACAACAGAUUUGUGAACUCAGCCAAGCACAGUGGUGGCAGGGCCUAGCUGCUACAAAGAAGACUUGUGUUAGACAAUACUCUUGUGUAUGGGCAAAAAAAAACAAACAAA
Messenger RNA from Erinaceus europaeus (western European hedgehog), 1196 nucleotides. RefSeq names its product heterogeneous nuclear ribonucleoprotein A1-like. The transcript has 2 exons. Bases 61 to 1023 code for a protein of 320 amino acids. NCBI's taxonomy places the organism in Eukaryota, Metazoa, Chordata, Mammalia, Eulipotyphla, Erinaceidae. Gene Ontology annotation, molecular function: RNA binding. The record is from RefSeq and is a predicted model, not a curated record.